Molecule: messenger RNA, 1284 nt
Organism: Sordaria macrospora k-hell
Lineage: Eukaryota; Fungi; Ascomycota; Sordariomycetes; Sordariales; Sordariaceae
Source: RefSeq, a predicted model, not a curated record
AUGUGGGACUUCCACUUCCUGACGCCCAGAGAUGGGGCCGCUUUAGGAGUACCCCGGGUUUGCUAUGAGCGAUGUGAUGCUGCCUUUCUGGAAUCUAAAUCUCUCCUACCUCGUGGAGAGUUAUGCGCGGCUGACGGCCCUUUCAUAUCCAAGUUCAACUUGUGCAAUAGCUGUAUCCAGACCGAGUCCAGCAAUGCUUGGGAAUAUGGUAAUGCUUAUCGACAAUACAUUGAACCCUCUUUCGGAGACAUAGUUCAACAAUGUAUCGGCGUGGGGACAACUGUUACGUUGUCCCUUGAUCUGCCCGUCACAACAACGGUGCAGGCCAUCGUCAGCAUUAUACCGCUACCAACAGGCACAGGAGAAGUUACUGGCACAGAAAAACUAACGGGCACCGAGGUAGCACCGGUGUUCACAACGGCACCAUACAUGCUGCCUAUUCCUGGCAUCCCAACAACUAGCGCCACCGGCACCUCGUCCAUCGAGACGUCUUGGUUGAUUACCUCCAUGGCCACAGAAACCAACACCUAUACUUUACUUACUGGUCAAACCACUACAGUCACUGAGCUCAUGAUCGCGACAGUCACACGUGCCGACUGGACUGGCUGGUCCAGCGGCAAUAGACCCGCUCGCGUAACAGGGGAGAGAAAAAUGAUAACGUCUAUACCGACAAACGUGCAGCUAGUCACCUCAACAGACAGCAAUGGAGUAGCAGCUGUAUCAAAAGGCCUCGGUACCAUAACAACAACCUCUCUUUCACCAACAGGAGCUAGCGUCUCCGGCUCAAAGAGUGUUGCUGGCUGGGUCUGGGCCGUCAUGGCUGUUGCGAUCGCAAUCGUUGUUGGAACACUGGUCGCUUCUUUUGUGCUUGUCAAGAGAAAGAGAUCCAAGAGAGCAAAGCAUCAGCGGUCCAGCUCUGGCAGCACACCAGAAUUGCCCGGCACCACCGGGACGGGAAGCGGAACGGAACUAGACAGUGAAAUAAGCUCGGCCGAGUUACAUACCGAUAAGAUACUACCAACGGAACUCGAUUCGAAAGUGGCACCAGUGGAAAUGGAUACAGAAAUCAGAUUCGAGCUACCAACAGACUACAACAAGGAAAGGGAAAUUUCGGAGGAGGCUAUGACACCGCUCAGCACAUGCACCGACACCCCGCGAAUCCCAGUGUCGCCCCUAGAGGAACAAAACCUAGACCAACAAAUCCCAGACGAACAAAAAGUCCUGGUCACGCCUGGACUCAACUUGCGAAACAAAGAAACCCCGCAGACCCAGCCCAAGCCUUAA